Messenger RNA from Zophobas morio, 1659 nucleotides. RefSeq names its product cytochrome P450 6a2-like. The record is from RefSeq and is a predicted model, not a curated record. NCBI's taxonomy places the organism in Eukaryota, Metazoa, Arthropoda, Insecta, Coleoptera, Tenebrionidae. Gene Ontology annotation, molecular function: iron ion binding; monooxygenase activity; oxidoreductase activity, acting on paired donors, with incorporation or reduction of molecular oxygen. The transcript is spliced from 3 exons. The coding region runs from base 52 to 1545 and encodes 497 amino acids.
GACUUCAUCUCAGUCUGCAUCAUUCCACUAGUAACCUCGACUCUUGUGACAAUGGGUGUCGUUCUUGAUGACCUCUGGACUGAAAUUCUCCUCUUCGUGGCAACAGUCACACUGGUUAUUACACUAUACUUUCGCAUAUCUUAUCAAUAUUGGGCCAAAAAAGGAGUCCACACUAUUCAACCCCGGUUUCCUUUAGGUAACACCAACAUGAUUCUCCCGAAAGGGUUUUCCGUCGGAAUUUUAACAAAAAAAUUCUACGAUGAGCUCAAACAAAAAGGUCUGAAAUUCGGAGGCGUUUAUUUCAUUACGGAACCACAUUUGGUGGUUGUUGAUCCGGACUACAUCAGAGAUAUAAUGAGUACGGACUUCCAGUACUUCGUCAACCGCGGGUUUUACCACAACAAGAAAAACGAUCCUUUGAGUGCCCACUUAUUCGCAAUCGAAGGUAGCGACUGGAGGAAUCUCCGAAUCAAACUAACCCCAACCUUCACAUCUGGUAAAAUGAAAAUGAUGUUCCACAUGGUCAUCCAGUGCGCCAACUACAUGAAAGAAGCCAUCGGUGGUACUUUAGGUCAAGAUAUAGACAUCAAAGAAGUCAUGAGUCGGUUUACCACGGACGUCAUCGGCUCGUGCGCGUUUGGAAUCGACUGCAACAGCUUCAAGUACCCGGACGCCGAGUUUCGAAGGAUGGGCCAAAAGCUCUUCGAGUACAACCUCUGGGAAUCCAUUCAAGCUUUCUUCAUGUUGAACCUUCCACAACUCUCCCUGAAACUCGGAAUUCCGUCCAACAAGAAAGACAUCCAGAAGUUCUUCAUGACUACGAUAAGAGAUGCCGUUAAGCUUCGGGAAGAAAACAAAAUCACGCGACGCGACUUCUUACAGCUUCUAAUUGAAUUGAAAAAUAGUACUGAUUUUACUUUGGAUGAAGUUUCAGCACAAGCUUUUCUGUUCUUUGUUGCUGGUUUCGAAACUAGCUCGACCACCAUGACUUUUGCGUUAUACGAACUUGCCAAAAAUCCGCAAGUUCAAGAGAAGCUAAGACAGGAAGUCUGUCGCGUUUCUGAGAAGUAUGAUGGUCAGAUUACGUAUGACGGUGUGAUGGAAAUGAAGUACCUAGCUCAGGUGGUAGAUGAAACUUUACGCAUGUAUCCACCGCUAGCCACUCUGAAUCGUCGUUGUUCUAAAGAUUAUACUCUUCGUGAUACAAAUAUUAAAAUCAACAAAGGUACGAGAGUGUUAAUUUCGACAUUGGGGCUCCACAUGGACCCAGAUUUUUUCCCGGACCCAGAGAAAUUUGAUCCUGAUAGGUUCAGUGAUGAGAACAGGGCAGGGAGGCACCCGUUUGUUCAUUUACCUUUUGGUGACGGGCCCAGGAAUUGCAUAGGUUUACGUUUUGGACAAAUGCAGUCAAAGAUCGGGGUGGCAACAGUGGUUAAAAAUUUCAGGUUGAGUGUUAGUCCGUCGACAAAGGCCAUAAUAUUUGAUCCAUAUGUGUUCCUUCUUUGUAGUAUAAAUAAGAUUUACUUAAAAGCUGAAAGGGUGUAGCGUAUGACAAUUGACAAUUGCAUUUUUGUAGAAACAGUAAAAGUUUUCGUUUUGUUUGUUUAUCUGCAUGCAUUUAUCAAUGGGAGUUUCAAAAAUAAAAUAGUUUAUCUGCUA